Catharus ustulatus (Swainson's thrush) is the source of this 1600-nucleotide messenger RNA. Its product is annotated as pistil-specific extensin-like protein. Lineage: Eukaryota; Metazoa; Chordata; Aves; Passeriformes; Turdidae. The record is from RefSeq and is a predicted model, not a curated record. The transcript is spliced from 2 exons. The coding region runs from base 145 to 1491 and encodes 448 amino acids.
GGACAGAUGUGGAGGAGGAUCCAGAUGUUCGGCCCUCAGAGAGACGGAAAGCGACCCAAAAUGUGGCCAAAAUUCCAGAUGUGGAGGCGGGAGAGGAGUCGGAUCCAGAUGUAGCCACCCAACUGUUUCUGCGCCCGAAUCCAGAUGUUGGGAGCCCUGGAACGGCCCCGAAGGAGCCCAAAAUUCCAGAUGUGGAGGAGGGAGAGGAGCUGGACCCAGAUGUGGAGGCGCGGAAGAGUCGGAUCCAGAUGUGGCCACCCAGAUGUUCUUGCACUCAAGUCCGAUGUGAGGACCCCAAAACGGCUCAAAAUUGCCCCAAACCAGACUGGAAUUCCAGAUGUGGAGGAAGAAGAUGGGUCCUACCCAGAUGUGGCGACCCAGAUGUUCCCAGCCCUGAAUCCAGAUGUUGGGAGCGCAGACAGCCCCAAAAUGCUCCUGCAAGACCCCAAAAUUCCAGAUGUGGAGGAGGAACAUGGGCCAGAUCCAGAUGUGGCGGGCGAGGAGGAAGAAUCAGAUCCAGAUGUGGCCACCCAGAUGUUCCUGCCCCCAAAUCCAGAUGUUGGGAGCCCAAAACAACUCAAAAAUGCCCCGAACCUGCCCAAAAUUCCAGAUGUGGGGGAGGAAGAGGGGCUGGAUCCAGAUGUGGCGGGCGAGGAAGAAUCAGAUCCAGAUGUGGCCACCCAGCUGUUCCCGGCCCCCAAUUCAGAUGUGGGGACCCCAAAAAGACUGAAAACAGCCCAAAACCCGCCCAGAAUUCCAGAUGUGGCAGAGGAGGAUGAGUCAGGUCCAGAUGUGGAGGAGGAAGAUGGGUCAUACCCAGAUGUGGCCACCCAGAUGUUCCCAGCCCCGAAUCCAGAUGUGGGGAGCUCAGAAAGCCCAAAAACGCCCCCGAGAGGCCCCAAAAUUCCAGAUGUGGAGGAGGAAGAGGAACUGGAUCCAGAUGUGGCCACCCAGAUGUUCCUGCACCCAAAUCCAGAUGUUGGGAGCCCGAAGCGACUCAAAAUUAGCCCAAACCCACCCAAAAUUCCAGAUGUGAGGGAGAACGCACCAGAGCCAGAUGUGGAGGGAGAGCCGGAUCCAGAUGUGGCCACCCAGCUGUUCCUGGCCCCAAAUCCAGAUGUUGGGACCCCAAAACGGCUCAAAACAACCCCAAGACCACCCGAAUUCCACAUGUGGAGGAGGACAAUGGGUCAGAUCCAGAUGUGGAGGAGGAGGAUGACAGGUCCUACCCAGAUGUGGCCACCCAGAUGUUCCCAGCCCCAAAUCCAGAUGUUGGGCCCCCUGAGCUGCCCAGGAUUCCAGAUGUGGAGCCGGAGCCGCCGGAUCCAGAUGUUGGGGCUGCACCAGGCCCAGCCCCAGAGGUUCGGCGCAGUCGCCGAUUGGCCGAGAGCAGAGGGAGCGGGGCCUGUUCUGGCUCCAAGCCCCGCCCCCAGAGGAGCAGCGACCAAUCAGAGGCCGGGAUCGAGGAGGCCAUGCCCUCUGCGCCCAUAAAAGGAAAUGGGCGUGGCUUGGACUUGGCCACACCCCCAGAGGAGGAGGAGGAGCCAGCAGGGGCGCCAAGAACCGGCUCCGCCCCAGAGAGCGCCGAGCCCCGCCACAU